CGUAUAUAAAGUUCUAACAGAGUUGUAGUUUAUCAUUCGAUAUACACAAUUUAAACCAUGAAGAUUGUAAUUGCUUUUCUCGUUGUCUGUCUUUUGGGUUUAAUCAGUGCCGAGGAUUGUCCUACUAAUAAUCCUGACCGGGAAUGUGACCACAUGAAAUGUGAAGAUCAUUGGCAUAAGGCUUGUGUGUCAAGCACCUGCACCUGUCUACACAGUACUGAUGGAGGACAAGCCUGCACAAGCAAAGCCGAGUGCGACGCCAUAAAUGGUUGGUCCUGUUCAAACUCACGCAGACAUUGUGUUGAUGGUAGAUGUAGAUGUUCCAGAUUUUAGAGGAUACAAGACAGAAUAGUAAUCAUCUUGGAAAAUGCAGGAUAUGUUUAUACUUGAAUGAUUAAAGCAAUUACAAAAAUUGAGAA
This is a messenger RNA of Mytilus trossulus (common blue mussel), 419 nucleotides long. Its product is annotated as serine protease inhibitor Cvsi-2-like. The record is from RefSeq and is a predicted model, not a curated record. The transcript has 3 exons. The coding region runs from base 58 to 333 and encodes 91 amino acids. NCBI's taxonomy places the organism in Eukaryota, Metazoa, Mollusca, Bivalvia, Mytilida, Mytilidae.